Molecule: messenger RNA, 1133 nt
Organism: Brachypodium distachyon (stiff brome)
Lineage: Eukaryota; Viridiplantae; Streptophyta; Magnoliopsida; Poales; Poaceae
Product: protein DCL, chloroplastic
Exons: 3
Coding region: 338-1045 (235 amino acids)
Biological process (GO): chloroplast organization; chloroplast rRNA processing
Cellular component (GO): chloroplast
Source: RefSeq, a predicted model, not a curated record
CAGACGGAAGCCGUGAAGCGCCAACGAGGCAGCAGCCGCGCAACGGCGAGACGAGACCUAUCCACUCCUUCCUUCCUCCAUGCAGCAUCGCAGCUCACUCCUUCCCAGCCACACUACUCCCACGAGAAACCACACGCCGCUUCGCCCCCCCGAGACAGGCUAACCUUGCCGCCGGGGAAAAAAAAAAAGCCCCCGACGAACACCGCGCCCUUCCCCAGCCCUGCUGUGCGCGCGCUGCAGCGCGAGGCGGCGACCACGGGCACGGCGCGCCCGUACCAUGCCGUGAGGACGCCCGGAGCCACCACACGAAGCUGACCGUCUUGCCCGCCCCCCGCACAUGCACUUCCCUUCGCCGCGUGCGCGCCCCAUGGCCGUCGUGGCCGUGGCCGCGCCCGCCGUCUCCUGCCUGCGCCUCGUCCUCCCCGGGUUCGGCGGCCUCGUCUCCGCCUCCCUCCUCGCGAGCCCCUGCCGCGGCCGCGGGGGGGUGGCGGUGAGGUCGCGCGGACAGGGCGCCGCGCCGCCCGAUCCGGCGGCCAUCCUGCGGCGGCCGGCGGCCGCCACGACGUCGGAAGAGGAGGAGGUGGAGGAGCGGGAGAGCGACGCGGUCUCCGCGUUGGGUUCUCCCGUGGAGGACGAGCCGCCCGAGGAGGGGAGGAGGAAGGGCCCGGAGAGGGAGUGGGUGGAUUGGGAGGACCUCAUCCUCGAGGACACCGUGCCGCUCGUUGGCUUCGUCCGGAUGAUUCUCCACUCCGGCAAGUACACAAGUGGUGAUCGGCUGACUCCUGAACAUGAAAAGGCAAUUCUGGAGCGAUUGCUUCCAUAUCAUCCACAGUACGAGAAGAAAAUUGGAUGCGGUAUUGACUACAUCACGCUAGGUUUACAUCCAGAAUUCGAGAACUCGAGAUGCUUGUUCAUAGUUAGGAAGGAUGGCGAGGAAGUUGAUUUUUCAUUCUGGAAGUGCAUCAAAGGUCUAAUACGAAAAAAGUACCCCUUGUAUGCAGACAGUUUCAUUCUCAGACAUUUCCGCAGGAGGCAAGAUUACUGAAAUUAGUGCCCCUUGCAAUUGUUCCGUGUAAUAUUUCUGUGAUUUUGAUUUGGUCCACAUGCCUUAAUAUCAUGUGAUUUUGCAUUUC